Messenger RNA from Aspergillus costaricaensis CBS 115574, 510 nucleotides. RefSeq lists its product as uncharacterized. The transcript has 5 exons. Lineage: Eukaryota; Fungi; Ascomycota; Eurotiomycetes; Eurotiales; Aspergillaceae. The record is from RefSeq and is a predicted model, not a curated record. Bases 127 to 510 code for a protein of 127 amino acids.
CACCUUAGCACCCUACAAUAGCAGUAAGAAUCGACAGGCACACAACAAUGGGUCCAUAGAUCGCAAAGCGGCUCCUGAGAGUUUCUGAGUGGCCCAUCCAGUGGAGGAGGUUCCAAGGUGGAUUCAAUGGCUGCUGGUGGCCCGAGGCGAGCGAUUCCCAUUCAAGUCAAGGCAAGAUUUCGAGGAGGAUGGGUGGGAUGGGAUAUUCUAAAGGUCAAUAGUCGCUGCAGUCCUUCGUCUCUUUCAGGUUUAGACGCGGCUGGACACGGGCUGCUGCCGCUCGGGCUUCUCCACGGGUUCUGCCACUCGCGAUCGAUGGAGAGUAGUGAACUGCCGUCCCUUGAAAAGUGGUCUCUCAAGAACUCGACCCUCCAGGCUGAAAUUGGUAUGUCAUUGAGUCUGUUUAUUUCUAAUUCAUACGUACCAUCCCUUGGCCCUGUUGACGCCCGUGACAAUCCCGCUAAUGGCUGUGAGGCAAAUAGUCGUGCACAGGGCAUCAGUCUCCGCUAG